AAUCCAAAGGACUGACACCCGAACACCUUGGCCAUCCUUGCCAUCCUUCGGUUCUUCCCGCUCUUCCCGUUGAAGAAAGUCUUUCUAUUGGAUUUGCGUCCUGUUUGUUGCUCCUGCUGGAUCAAGAGCCAUUCCACUGCAUCAACAUGGUCCAUUCAAUGACAAUUUGCUUUGGAUGCUUCACGGCUCCAAAAAGAUUGUGACUGUUUCUCCUUCUUCAACAGAGUGGCUCUACGAGAGGCCUGAAUUUGGAGGCAGCGAGUAUGCAGACCGAGUCUUCUCUGCUGACGUUCUGGAGCCUGAUGCAGGUGUUCAACCAGAUGUCCGGCAUGUUCGUGGCAUGGAAGGAAUCAUUUCUGCGGGUGAGCUGAUCUAUCUUCCUGUCAAUGUCCCGCAUGCUAUUCAGACACAGGAUGGGACAAGCGUGAUGCUUGCCUGGCAAAUGCCAGUUCCUGGAAUAGCGCGACUAUUCUGGAUGAAGACAUGCUCUUUCUUGGAGGAGUUGUCUGAUUUCCCACCAUGGGCUGAGAAAUGCGCAAUCUUGAAGAAACUGAUGAGCGAGAACCAAGAAGCUUCAGAUUGAACAGGGAAAAAAC
Molecule: messenger RNA, 596 nt
Organism: Cladocopium goreaui
Lineage: Eukaryota; Dinophyceae; Suessiales; Symbiodiniaceae
Source: the annotation of a GenBank genome assembly